Molecule: messenger RNA, 261 nt
Organism: Jatropha curcas
Lineage: Eukaryota; Viridiplantae; Streptophyta; Magnoliopsida; Malpighiales; Euphorbiaceae
Source: RefSeq, a predicted model, not a curated record
AUGGCUAGAGAUUUUCUGAACUACCUUGUCCGCUGCUUCUUGUUUGUUCUUUUAUUUCUUGGCUCAAAAACACAAGCUCGACCAUUGAAUACCUUGGAGUCUCAUGGUCCUAGGGUUCGGGACAAAGGUUUCUUUGAUGGAUUGUUUCUUGGUGCCAUUAAGCAAUCAGGACCAAGCCCAGGACAAGGGAAUAGGUUAACUGAUUCUCGGAGUUUUGGAGGCAUUAAUAAGGAUGGUCCUAGCCCUGGACAGGGACACUAG